Messenger RNA from Emiliania huxleyi CCMP1516, 1479 nucleotides. RefSeq lists its product as hypothetical. The coding region runs from base 1 to 1311 and encodes 436 amino acids. The transcript has 7 exons. The record is from RefSeq and is a predicted model, not a curated record. NCBI's taxonomy places the organism in Eukaryota, Haptophyta, Isochrysidales, Noelaerhabdaceae.
AUGCUGCCGCGCCGCCCCUCGACCCCGCUAUCGCCCCCCUCCACAAGCGUGGCGAGGGCGGCGGCGGCGCUGCGCGCCUUAGCGCACGUUGGCGGGGACGUGCUCGAGACGCCGAACUUGGUGUGGUCGCUCGGCGUCUGCCUCUUUGGGCUGGUGGCGGGCUUCUUCCCCGUCGAACGAGCCAAGGCGGACGACCGCCGCUUCGAGGAGCUGACUCGCUCGCAGGUGGGGGAGAGGCGGUCGGCGUGCGAUGUCAUCUACGGGCUCUACGGGGGCGGCGUGGAGCUCGCCUUCCCUCACACCCUCACACCGCGCACGGUGGUGCCGGGGCGGCGCAGCUCGAUGGAGCAGGUCGAGGGUAGCAGCUGGUGGGGGCACGGCAAGCCUCACGGGCCAGGUCAAGGGCAGCCUCCCGCUCUGCGCGGCAUCGAGGAGCGAUCCGAGGGGAACAGCAGCAAGGAUAGCAGCGCCAAGGGGAGCCGGCAGGGCAGCAGGCUGGACAGCGGAGCCCGCCCCGCGCCGCUCCGCGUGUCGGGCUCCUCGCUCGACGGCGUCAACGAGGGAAGCGCGGGCGGAGGGGGCUGCUCCUCGCAGCCCGGCCGCAGCAGCGCGGCCGGGUCGAGAGUCUCCCAUGGAGUCUCCCCGGCCAUGGCCGCGCUCGCGCAGCGGGGGACGACCAACUCUCUCUCCUCGGAGGAGAGAGGCGAGAUCAAGUCAGAGAUCAAGUCAGAGAUCAAGUCAGAGAUCCAGUCGCUGUCGACGUCCGGACUCAUGCAGGUGGAGACGGAGCGCCUCAAGCGCGAGAUCCGUCACUCCUUGGCCGCCUCGAGCGCAGCUUCGGAAGCCCGCACCAGCGAGGCGCACUCGCCCAAAGAGUUGCACUCCUCACUCUCCUUGCAAGGAGGGCCGCCGCCGCCUGCCCGCGCCGCCAGCAAGACGCCGCAGCGACCGGCGGUGCGCGGGCUGCCCGGCACGUCCCGCGAGGGAGCUCGCCUCGCCGCAGCCGACUACGGCGACGUCGAGGGGCUCUGCUCGCCCUGCAGCGAGAUCAGCGUCGUGCCUCCGUCCUCCGUCUCCGCGCUCUCAGUCGGGACGGUGUCGCCCGCACCGUCGCUGAGCGGCUUUUCGCCCCCGCACAGCCGAGAGGCGUCGGCGAACCCGCUGGCGUCGGGCAGCAUAUCCAGGGACGCAUCGCUCGGCCGCUCACAGCGGGCGCUGCGCCAGCCGCCGCCGGACCGGGCCAUCCAGGGCCUUAUCCAGUCGACGGCGAAGGCUUCCCUGUUCCGCACGCCGUCGAAAUCGGCGAGGUGAGGCGCUUUCAUGUGGCCUCAUCAUGUGUGUGUCUGUUAUCGUGGUGGUUUGGUUCGCGAUUUGGUGUGUUGCUGACUGUGAACCGAGUCCGAGAAACAAGUGUGCUCUGAUGUGUGCGGCGCACAGAUGAGUUUUUCAGUACGUGUCAGUAAAGUAUAGCUACGUGUA